This is a messenger RNA of Anthostomella pinea, 5598 nucleotides long. The record is from the annotation of a GenBank genome assembly. Lineage: Eukaryota; Fungi; Ascomycota; Sordariomycetes; Xylariales; Xylariaceae.
AUGCCUCGUAAUGCUGCUCUUUCGCCCUCAGCGGCGCGCCGUGCUGCCCAAUGGACUUCGCACUUGCGACAGUUCAGCAAGUCGGGCUCCGACAGAGGCUUGACCGAUGCACCGCAGUCGUCCGAUACCGUCUCUCUAGCCAGUAACUCGACAGUCAGGGAAUCCAUGGCGCCGAAGAGAAUCCCCGAGCGAACGUGUACCGUGACCAUUAACGAGUCGGUCAUCCGCGACGAGGUGCUCUUGAAUCUGGACCUGGUUGGAAGCGGCGCCAUUCAGCCUGGCACGCUGAUGUCCAUCAGCGCAGUCAAAUCAGACACCGACCGGUCACAGGGCACCUUCUCUGGAUCCUCGAGACAAACAACAUAUCAGCGAAACUCAUCCGCCGCCGAAGACCCCUCCAAGACGGAUGGAGAUGCUGGCCAAAGAUACAUCUUUGUAGCCAGGGACAUGUCCAGGGAAAUAAAGGCUAGGAAUCCCAAUGUGGAGGUUUACGUCGCAAAACACAUCGGGGACGCCUUCAACAUGAGGAAGGGCACCCAGGUUGUACUUGCGCCCGUCGACCAUCUGUCGCCCGCCAUCGAAGCGUCCCACGUCGAGCUAUCCUUCAAAGACAUGUAUCUGUCCCGAGCCGACAUGUGGAGGCUCGCGGUCGCCGAUCUCUCUGACAGAACCGUGUACAAGGGCCAAGUGGUAUACUUCCUCGGGACCAUCAAAGCCACCGUCAGCACCGUCUUCGUCGAAGGCCGCAAGGUCCAGUCUGCCUUCUUUGGUCGUAAUACCCGCCCCAUCUUCCGAAGCGAGUCCGCUAGAUAUGUGCUCUUCAUUCAGAUGGCUCGCGAGAUGUGGGAAUUUGAUUCUGACGGUUCGGGGGAAAUCAUGUUCUACAAGGUCGUGAACGGGUUUCUGCCGGCUCUGUUCAAGAAAUGGGCCAUGCUCAAAGUCAAACACCUCGUCAGCAUCGUCCUCUUCGCAAGGGUUGAAUAUGACACCGGGUUGAACACCGAUCUGGCAAACACAACCCUUCACAAUGACUACUAUACUGGUUUCCAAACUUCUGGUGAAAAGCGCCCGUACAAGGACUUCUAUCGGGUCGUCGUAAGUGAGAUGUCUAGCGGCGAGUGGACGAGUAUUCUACAUCUGCUGAAGCUAGAGUUCAACGACUUUCGGCGUGAUAUCAGUCUUCACCACCGAGAUGCGAUGAGCAAUGCCAUGGAAAUUCCAGAAGACGCCACAGCAAAGGGCUCUUCUACCAGUAAGACCAAAGCAGAAUCAUCGUUGGCCAUGCAUGGGAACUUUCUCGAGGCGAUCAACCUCGCGUCUUCCAUUUAUGCCCAUGAUUAUAUCGACCGGGACCUGUUGCGUACCGGCAUUUCCUUGGUGGUGAUCAGUCCCGGGUCGGGUGUUUUCGAGGUCGAGUAUGAGUCCCUCCGACGGACCACCGAGGCUCUCGUGGGCAAUGGGAUUGGCAUUGACCUGAUAUGCAUCCCGAACCUGCCUCUACAUUCCGUCCCCUUGUUUAGAUACCGCAAUCCACACUAUUUGGGCGCAAAUCAGAGAUCCCAGGCCCGACCAUUACGCAGUCGAGAUAGUACACCGAAACAGCCUACGCCCUUGGUUGGUAGCUAUACCACGCUCUCCGAGUCGCUGUCACCUUCCAAGGGGAUUGAGCCAAGUAGCCGUGGAGAGUCGGCCAAUUCAAGGAUGUACGCUGAUGAGUGGGCUUUCGCACUGCCGCAGUGGCUGCAUGUCUCCUACUGGACUGGCAAACCCGAAGAAGCCUUGUCUUUUCAAGGCAUCACGCUGGCUGCGAUGAGCCAGCUGGGAGAUGAAUCCCAGGAGGAGUUCACCAUCCGAUGCAGGCUUUACGACCUUCAGAUGAGGAGCGUGUUGGAAACCAAUGAGAUCGAGACCUCUCCUCUCUACGCAGAUUCAUCUUAUGCCAGCCUCGCUCGCAAGCAGGGAGGCGGGUACUUUUUUUCAAGUGCCGAAAACCGUGCGUCGACACUCGCGCGGAAUCGGAAGGCACCGGACGCUCUUUUCGAACCAGUCUAUGGACUCCAGAAGUUCACACCUGAAAAGUUAACGAAGCCUGGGGAAACGUCGUUAUGGAAACAACUGCAGGCUUUUGACGAGUCUAGGGCUCGUCUUCCGUCACAUCGGCAGCAAACGAUUCCCAAUGGUCCCAAUUAUCGAGACCUUGACGAGGGCACCAAGAAGCAUUCAGUCGAAGAUACUGCGCUGUUCGGCACUUCCGUUGGGGACAAGAGGGUUCCUCCCCAGCCGUUGGCAUCACUUUCUUCCAGUGUUGCAUCCUCAAGCAGGGCUGAGUCCGAAGGCUCCGAAUCAAACGCAGUUUCUCGUAGGGAUUCGAAUGCGUCGAUUUCUCAGACGAGAUUCCCUCCUGCCAGAGCACCAAAGCUCAUGCGGCAAAUCAGUCUCGGUCAGCGUGGCUUUGGCAUUGCAGCUCCCAAGGCCGCAACGGCCGAGUUGCGGACGGAGCACGUCAGCGCGAUGCAGAAUGCAGGACUUGUCAAGACGCCCUCAUCAUCGAGACUAGCUCCAAUGACGCCAGCCAAGCCUACCGCUGCCGCUGCUGGGUCAUUAUCUCAGACCUUUGAGCAAGCAAGGCUCGAUCUGUCUGAACACAUCCUGGACAUGGCACCAAACACGCCAAGUCGGCCUAUACAAAUAAAGGGUCCAUCCCCAUCUGCGGAUCCGAUUCGCACAUUGAAGUCUGGCGCUGUGCUACCGACGCCUGUCGCCAAAAGUGUGCGCCGCGAUGACCCGGACCUGAAAUAUUCAAACGUCCUCAGAGAUGAAGACCAGAAGAGACUAUUCAAUUCGAAGCUGCGAGCAGGAGGUGUGCCGGAACUACCCUCGACGCUUUCGCCAACGACAGCAUUGGCACCGUGGCUGGUUGUCUUGAAUCCAUCUAAUCCUAAUGCGAGUAGAGUGGACGAUUCAGUUCUGUUCAGUCGCUGGCAACAUGUCUUUCCACGGCCGUCCGAGAUGAGAGUCAUGAAGUGGAAAUCCCUGUCAUGCCCGGCUGCUGUUCCCCUUACCACCGAGUACUUCCCAACCCAGGCCCAGUUCAAUGCAGAAUAUCAGAGGCAGCCAUACAACAUAGCCCGAGAAAUCGAUGACGACGACCUCUCGGAAGAACCGAAGUCCCGCGUGGAGUUCCUUAGAGAGCUCGUCAGCGCUCGUUUUGCCCACGGGUUCCAAGUCGUGAUUGGUCCAUCAGUAGCGAAGGCGUUUGACCAGAAGGCCGUUCGAAUUGCCGAUAUCUUCUCGGUCGAUAACACCGUGGACGAUGGGACGAGCAUUUUCAUGAGCGUCGGCAACACGAUCCAUCAGCUAUCGUGUGUUAACAGCACCGAAGUUGAGGUGAAUAUCUACGUGCGGAAACCGACCGAGUCGUUGGCGCAAACAGAGAAUACAUCAUACCAGUACAGGCCAGCCAUCCGUACUUUCCGCGAAGAAACCUACCAAAAUGCUAACAUAGAUAUCAUGACGCCUAAGCCCGAGCGCAACUGGAACUACAUAGACUCGUAUCUCGCUGGACACACAGAUGAGAUGACGGAAAACUUGAGGUUCUGGCGGACGCGUUUCGUGCUUAUACCGAUGUACGCCCGGACCAGUUCAGCCGUGCCCGCACCACACAACGAGGACGAUGAAGAGGAGGUGCGUCUCGAGGGCAUCAAGAGACUUGCUCAGAAUUGGCAGCGUCAUCGAUACAUGUCGCCAUCAGAGCGCCACUUUCAGAGUGCAGGUGCAAGAAAGCGAGACCCUAACCCGCUCGACAUCAUCUAUAAGACCGAAGAUUCUUCUGUGGUUAUCGCUGCUGAGAUGGAGACACUUCCUCUCUUUGAAAAUGUCGAAGCCACCCAUCGCAAAGGGUUGGUCUCGGACAAGGAACGCUUCUCGAAAUCCAAUUUCAAUGUGGCAGCCUUGGCGGAAGCAAUCCAACAACCAGUUGAGGCAGGCGGCAUCCGAAUGCAGACUCGGCGUUGGCAUUUCCGUCUGCACUACCACUGCUUCAUUGGGUCUGAUAUGACAACAUGGCUUCUCGACAACUUUGAAGAUCUCGGCAGUCGGGAAGAAGCUGUCGAAUUGGGCAACACUUUGAUGGUAUACGACGAUAACAAGUCCAAAGAAAAGGACACUAGCAAAGACUCGAAGAAGGCUCGAGAUCGCGGCAUAUUCGUCCACGUCGAAAAGCGCCACAACUUCCGUGAUGGUCAGUACUUCUAUCAGAUUGCUAGUGAGCAUGCCAAACUUCACCCGCCGGGAUGGUUCAACAGGAAAAGGGACUUCUCUGUCCCCUCGACACCAAUAUCCGAGCAUAUGCCCCGGAGCUCCCCACGACACGGCCAACCCAGUAUUCCAAGGCCAACUUCAAAUCAUGACGAGAAUCCAUCGGUAUCCGGAAGUUCUACGCCAACAGUAACGACGACCGGGGGCAAACGUCCGAAAGUCGUUCUCAGCAAGAUGAUGAGGUAUGAUGUCGACCACCGCAGGAAAUCCUACCGCCCAGAGAGGAUCAACCUUCACUAUGAGCGACUACACAACCCUGAUAAUUGCUAUCAUAUUCGCAUUGAAUGGAUGAGUGUGACAGCGAAGCUGAUCGAGGAUGCCAUAAAAAGUUGGGCGGCACUGGCAGCUCACCAUGGCCUCCGCCUCGUUGAAGUACCCAUCGCGGAGGCCUGUAUGAUCAACGAGAUAAACGCCUUCAGGAGGCCAUACUGCAUCAAACUCGCAGUACCGCCACCAGCCCAGCGACCUGUCACCUACUACGAUCCCGGCUCUUUCGGUCCACAAGCACCACCGGGUAAGCACUUUUAUCAGAAGGCUCUGCUCAAGAAAAUGGAGUACGUGCUCGAUCAUGAGGCCGCAUCCAAUUUCCCAAACAACGUGGACGUCAGUUACUCGUGGGGCAAGCCGGAUUUCAAAUACACCCAAUACAUCCACCGCUCAGGUGUCUUACUCGUAGAGAUCACCGACGAAGGCGAUUUCAUCGCCGUGGUCAACAGGCUCUACAGCAACCGGGCUGUUGCGACCCAACCCACUCAAGUGCGUACCGAGACGGUGCCCAAUGAGCGCGUCUCUCGUCUCAUGGCCAGCAGCGCAUACACCAACUACGGCUUGGUCGAACCUACUCCUAUCUCGUCGCCUCUGUCUAGGCCCAUACUCUUUCCCCAAUCGAAAUCUAGGGGAGCCUUCGAACCAUCGGCCGGCCGCGGCGGAAACGGGUCCAAAGCCGGUCCGGCGACCGACCAAGGAAUCCCGAAUCCCAUGGCACUCAUGGACGCCCUCGAGGCUUUCUGUCACGACACACAGACACUAGAGGCUUUCUACAGGGAGACGCUCGAGAAGGGCAUAGGUACACCGGCGGCGGCUGCUGCGGCGCUGGCCGCCAAUGCGGUGCCCGACGCGGGUAUACCGGUGCUCGGGCUCCCGCCCGGCGUGCUCAGUGGGGGGGAUCUGGGUGGCGGUGGCGGUGGCUUUGCGGGCAGUCCUGUGCCCACGCCCAGGGUCGGGACGCCUAGUAGCCUGGCGGGCGCCCUGCUCUUUAGACGAGGCAGUGUGCAGCAUUAG